Messenger RNA from Monodelphis domestica (gray short-tailed opossum), 3335 nucleotides. RefSeq names its product zinc finger CCCH-type, RNA binding motif and serine/arginine rich 2 (gene ZRSR2). Gene Ontology annotation, molecular function: RNA binding; metal ion binding. The record is from RefSeq and is a predicted model, not a curated record. Gene Ontology annotation, biological process: mRNA splicing, via spliceosome. Gene Ontology annotation, cellular component: U2AF complex. NCBI's taxonomy places the organism in Eukaryota, Metazoa, Chordata, Mammalia, Didelphimorphia, Didelphidae.
CGGUUGACCCGGAGGGAAGUGAAGAGGUGUGUAGUAGGCGGUGGCAUUCUCAAGAUGGCUGCCCCCGCUGUGUUGCCGUUAGCCGAGAAGCCGAACCACAAGAAGUACCGAGCUGCUCUGAAGAAAGAGAAACGUCGCAGGCGGCGGCAGGAACGGGCUCGGUUGAGAGACUCGGGACUGUCACAGAAAGAUGAAGAAGAAGAAGAAUCUAUUGUUGAACUGGAAGAAGAGGAAAAACAGUUAGAAGCUGAAAGGCAAAAGUUGCAUGAGGAGUGGUUGCUGAGGGAACAGAAGGCUCAAGAAGAAUUUAAACUUAAGAAGGAAAAGGAAGAGGCAGCAAAAAGGCGUCAAGAAGAAGAAGAGAGAAAGAUCAAAGAAGAAUGGGAAGAACAGCAAAGGAAAGAGAAACAGGAAGAAGAACAGAGACAGCAGGAGAAGAGAGACAGAGAGGAAGCUGUGCAGAAGAUGCUGGAUCAAGCUGAAAGUCAGCUGGAAAAUGGUGUCACAUGGCAUAAUCCAGAACCACCAGUGGAUUUAAGAGCAACAGAGAAAGAUCAAGCUAAUUGUCCAUUCUACAUUAAAACAGGAUCUUGCCGAUUUGGAGAUAGGUGUUCACGUAAGCACAAUUACCCAACAUCCAGUCAAACUCUCCUUAUUAGAAGUAUGUUUAUAACAUUUGGAAUGGAACAGUGCAGAAGAGAUGACUACGAUACUGAUGCAAGUCUGGAGUACAGUGAGGAGGAAACCUAUCAACAAUUUUUAGAUUUCUAUGAAGAUGUACUCCCAGAAUUCAAGAAUGUGGGGAAAGUUAUUCAGUUCAAGGUCAGCUGUAACUUUGAACCUCAUCUUAGAGGAAAUGUAUAUGUGCAGUAUCAGUCGGAGGAAGAAUGUCAAGCAGCAUUCUCUCUAUUCAAUGGACGGUGGUAUGCAGGACGACAGCUUCAGUGUGAAUUCUCACCAGUAACGCGGUGGAAAAUGGCUAUUUGUGGUUUAUUUGGAAGACAAAAGUGUCCAAGGGGAAAGCACUGUAAUUUUCUUCAUGUAUUCAGAAAUCCCAAUAAUGAAUUUUGGGAAGCUAAUAGAGACAUACACAUGUCUCCAGAUUGGGCUAAUACAUCAUUUGGUAAAAGCUCAGAAAGGAGAGAUAGGACAAGUUAUCAUGAAGAAUAUUACAGCAGAUCAAGAAGGCGGCGAAGUCCCAGUCCAGAUCAUUCUUAUAAAAGAAAUGGGGAAUCUGAGAGGAAGAAAAGUAAUCAUCACAGGAGUAAGAAAAAGUCCCAUAAACAUUCCUCCAAAAGUCACGAAAGGCGACGUUCACGAAGUAGAGGAAGAAAGAGAGAUCGGAGCCGAAGAAGCCGGAGCCAGAGUAGAAGCCGAAGAAGCCAAAGCAAAAGUGCAUCCAGGUCUAGGAGUCGGGACAGGAAGAGAUCAACCAGCAGAGAUCGAAAUACUUAAAUCACAAAAAUACAUUUUUUUCAUACUGAGACGUGUUGAUCUCAAAAAUGUAUCUUUUAGGGCUGGUGGUUACUUUUCUCAAUUUUAAUGAACUUUUCAAAUCCUAUAUUGUCCUGUAUUAUAAAUGCGAUUAAUUCAAAAGGUGGUUUUUGUACCAAUUAAAGGUAUUUAGAACUGUUUGGGCUUUUAAGAGUCCAAUCCAACACUCCUGGAACUUUGAAAAUAAAGUCUCCCUCUCCCCAACUUGAGAGCUAGCUGUGUUCCCCCAUGGUGGAUGCCUGGCUGUUUUGGGUAGACUGAAUCACUUUCACUAAAUGUUCACAGCAGCACCAGUAAAGCAAAUGUCAUAGGUUGGAUGGGAAAAGGAUAAUAAAAGUUGAGAAAGGGAAACACAAAUUUUGUUUUUGCCUUAACACUGUAGCAUGCACAAGCUUUAAAUGGAAAUGCUGCUCCUAAUUUUCUUAUUAGGAAAAAGCUUUUCCCUUGCAAAAUACGCAGCUUUAUUCCUAUUAUUAAUAACUUUCAAGGUGGAAGGUAGCUAGGAAAUUUGACUAGAACAAGACUUAUAAAAUGUUUUAUAAGAAACAAAGUAGAGGAAAUGGAGAAGUGGGUUACUUUGUUUUAAAAGUUGAGUGUGAUUUCUAAGAAUAAUACAAAGUAUGGGAUGGAAAAGUUUUUAACUUACCUUCUAUGAAAGGAAUCUAAAUGGUGGACCAUGUUGCUUAUUUUAGAAAUCUUGGUCUUCCGGCAAUCUUCCAAAACAGGUUUGUUGACCCUGAAAAUGCUCUUGUUUUUGCCAUAAAACUAUUUUGUAAUUGACUUUCAAUGAUGAAUAUUGUUGUAUGCAUAUGACCAUUGUCCCCCGAAUAAGUGUACAUACAAAAUUAAAUAAUGUGAAACUUGUAAUUUUGUCUUAACAUUCCAAUUUUAAAAAGUCAUUUGAUUUGGAAGUGUUAACAAAUGGCUUUGGUGAUAUUAAUCUAAUAGUAUGAAAUAUUAAUGGAUAUUUUGUUUCUCCCCUUCAGGAACAAACGAAGUUAUGCUUUAAAAAAUUUUUGUUAUUUGAACUGGUUAUUCAAAAUCUUUUACAGAUUUUUUUUUCUUUAGCUUGUGAUAUCAUUUGUCUUUUCCUUGAUUAAAAUUUCUUCAAGGAAGGUCUGAGUCUUGCCUGAGGUGCCAACCAAGACUGAUGAGUUUGAUAAUAGCUUUGCUUUUCAGACAUUCUAGCCCACUUAUUGAUUGGACAGAAUAGAAAUGUCGCUUGUUUCCCACUUCAUGGAUCUGUGAUUUCUAUUGAUACAAUCUGUAAAUCCUUUUACGUUUUGAGUAGAUUUUCUUCAUAAGCCUGGCCUCCCUUGGAGAAGGCAAGGUGCUCACCAAGGAUCAUCAGUGUCUCUCCAGUGUAGUAGAAACCCUUGGAAUGUGUGUUCCACAUGUAGGGAUUGUGGUAUUUUUCCAACAUGGUAAAACUGCCCAUUUAAAGUGAAGAUUAACCAAAACUACAACUGUUGGUGGUUUGACUCCAUCUAAGUGAGGACGUAAAUGAAUCUCUGGUUACCAUUUCUAGAAGUAGCUAGGAGGGCUUUCUUUAAUACAGUAGAAGAAAUGAACAAAAAGCUGUUGCAAGUCAGUGAUAUCUGAAAAGCAUCACAAAAACUAAUUAUCCCUAAUAGUUAUUUAAGUCACAAACCCUUGGUUUUAUUUUUAUUUGAUUAGAAUAAAUGCUGGUGUAAAGAUGUUCUUCAGAAAGACUACAGAAUAGUGUACAUAAGUUUAAAUGUUGCUAUUUAUUGUUUUGUAAGAUAAAUGUAUAAUUCAAAGACUGUUGUAGUGGCAUUCUUAUUUUUAAUAAAUUUAAAGUGUUUUGUGUGAAAACUUCA